GAUCGUGUUGGACGUCGUUUUUCACGAGCUCUGUCGUCGGUAUUGAGGAGUUUCAAAGUUGUUAUAAGUUUUCCCGGUGGUCAGGUGUUUGAAGUUUUUAUUUCGACGAGAUUUUCGCGUGAUUUUCUCGGGGAAAUUUUUGAUGAUAAUUUCCAAGUUAAAAAAAUAUCAAAAGAAUAAAUCUGUGAAAAUUUCCAAAUAAAUUUUCCCUCCUCAAACUCGAGGAAAGCGAAAAAUCGCCAAGGACAACAACCGGUCGGAAAAAAACCAAGCAAGAAUCUGUUCUCACGUGCGUUCAAGUUGUCCGACUUGCGUCUCAUUCGUCUCGGUUGGGUCCUCGCCGUUGGGCUGCGAGGAUUGGUUGCGCGCGGGGUGUCGAAAGAUUUAGGACCCGCCCCUCCGUCCUCGGUGGACGUCGCGACGCUCGGGAGUGGUGCGAAGCAAAUUCCGUGGGUCGAUUCGUGUGUGUGUGAUUUGUGCUGAGGGUGAAGAAAAUACGUCAAAUUCCACGUGAAAAAAGUCAAAACCGGUGAAAACUAUCGUGAGCGAGGAGCGAUAUUUAAAGUGCGUUGGAAAAGUUCUCAAAACAGUCGUUCAAAAAGGUCGGUCCCCAAGCGACUGUCCUAGAUUUCAGUGAAAAGAGAAAAAAACAAGUUUCAACUUCUAAUUGAGAUAGAUAACCCUUAAUUAAAGAAGUUUUCCGAGCAAGCUUAAAGUGAGUCAAACUGAGAAAGUGAGUCAUUUCACCAAAGUGAAAGAAAAUUCUUUGAAAAGCAAGAGUGAGACAGCAGCAAGGUUGGUGUUGGUAAAGAAAGUGGGCGGAAUCGAGUUCAAGAAAGUGAGAAAGUGAAUAUAAAAAAUCGUGGAAAGAAAACAGUGACGAUUGAAGGUGAAUUCUGUGCGACGUGAGUUAAAGUGACAGCUGUUUUGAGCAGGUGAAAUUGAGAAUUUGCGUUUCGCAGCAAGCAGGAAGCAGUUAAAUAAGAUUACGCCGCCGCCAGGAUGAAGAUGUCAAAAUUAUCCAAUCAAACCAACUCGCAGGACCCGCAGGCGGUGAACUCACGGGUGUUUGUCGGCAACCUGAACACAUUUCAGUGCUCCAAGACGGACGUCGAGCGGAUGUUUCAGCGCUACGGCCGAUUGGCAGGAAUUUCGAUGCACAAGGGCUACGCAUUCGUUCAGUUCACGAACCCGUUCGAUGCACGAAACGCCUGUCACGGCGAGGAUGGCCGCACCGUGCUGAGCCAAACCCUGGACGUCAACAUGGUCGCCGAACCGAAGCCACACCAAACGGGCCGGAAGCGCCAGAACAAGUCCAAAACCGGAAAUGAUUGGGAUUACUACUACGAUAGCUACUACGCCUCAACGCUGUUCGGCCCCAUCCAGGCGCAGCCCAACUGCCCGCGACCACUGAAGCGUCAGCGAUUGAUGGCCCCGAGCCGGCUGGCCCUGACGGGGGGCAAACUGAACGGCACCGGUGGACUGCUCGGUAAUCCCGGCCAAGUCUCGGCCCAGCAGCAGCAGCAACAGCAGCAACUCCAACUCCAGGCGGCAGUUGCGGCGGCCAACAGUCCUUCGGCGGCUGCGGCGGCAGCAGUUCUGGGCGGUUACUAUGGAGCUGGGGCUGUGGUCAACGGAGGCAACGGACUGCCGCCGGGAAGUGUCCUGGGGGUGGCUAAUGGGGGUGGUGGUGGAGGUGGAGGGUACCUCAACAACAACGGCUACCUGAUGAAUGGCGAUGUGACUGGAACUUUGACCAGCUACACCAACGGGCAGCACGUGGUUGGGCCGUACAAAACUUACAGUAAUCCCGACACACUGAUUUGCGGAAACUGUCGAGAAAUGUUUACGGACUUGACGGAGCUUUUGGACCACAAAAAAGCUUACUGCAAGCUGAGGUUCACGUGCAAGUGUGUGUCACCGACUAUCGUCACCAAAAACAAAUCAACUCCUCCGUCGGCGAAGCUGCUGUGUGUGGCCUGCAAGGACUCGUUCUCGAACCCAUGGGACCUGAUGGUGCACGCCCAGGCCGCCCACAUGGUCAACAUCUACGAGCUGGGUGAUUCGUCCGACGAGGAGAAGUCUUCCACCGGGGAGAGUUCCUCCUCGGUGAGUUCGGCCGACUCGUUGGCCCUGGUGGUUCCUAAGCGGCUGCACGCCAACGGAGAAAAGAACGUCGGAACAUCAACCAACGGAAACGCACUGCACCAUGACCUGCUGGCACAGGGCGAGCUGGAUCACGACGAUAAGGACAAAUCUUGCGAGCAGAACGAGGAUUCGGACGCCGUCAGCAGCAACGGAGGAAUGCAGCUGGGCUCGUCCACCGAGGACAUUCACCAGCUGGAAAAUGGACACUCCUCGCUGUCGGGUGGCACCUCCUCGACGGCCUCGUCCCCGUCGCCGUCACUUCCGAUCGGCAGCAGCACCGGUUCGGCGUCGUCGCCGAACGAUGCCUCCCAGCCAACGCGUGCCUGCAUCAUGACUGCGCUGAGCAUAGACACCAAAUCAAACCCCGAGGCAACGGUCGCCCUUAAAAUGGUCACCUCGACGCUGGGCAUCUCGCUGACCAACGGGGGCGCAACCCUAACGGCCGCAACGCAGUGAAAAGCUUCACGACACACCCCCUUAAGAUGUACACGCACCACAGGAAGGAAAGGAAAAUGCCUCGAUAUUACUUAUCCCACAAAAUAGCAACACCUUAACACGCAGACACUCUGUAAGUCAUGCUUUGGAGCAAAAUUUAAUCGACCGGCAGCGGGGAAAGUUUUAACCAGUUAAAGGAGCUUGAACAAAAUAAAGUAAAGUAAUUUAUAUACAUAUAUAGUUAAAGGAACAUUGUACAUUAGUGUGGUGGCGAAGAAUCGUUUAACCUUUUUUCAGUUUGUUCUUCCCUCCUAACGAUAGGAUUAACUGUUAAAGAACAAAACAACACAUCAACUGUUCUUCUAUUUAUGAGUAAAAACGAAAAGUAUUUCGUGGUCCGUCGAAAUCAAACGGGGGCGGUUCAUAAAAUACGAAACAAUUCAGAGCUUAACCGAUUUCUUUUGGAUUGACCUGCACUCCCUGUGCAGUGUUUGAAAAAUUUUGAUGAUUGAAAAUUGAGAAAAAAUUGAAAAAAUACCACUUAGGAAAAUAUACUAAAAGUAACGUAGCUAGGAAGAAGUAAAAUAUCAGGAAAUGAAAACUUUUUUUUUUGUUGUUUGGGUGAAAAGAGACCAAAAUUCGCAGAUAAAUAGAGAGUUUCUCAAAGAAAUCAAAACAACGUGCGUUUUCGUGUACAUAUCAAGAGAAAACAACAAAUUUAGAUGAAAUUGAAACCAGUCCUGAUUAUGGGAAGAUAUUACACAUAAAGUAUUUAAAGUUUCGAGGAUGUCUUCAAGAGACCGGACGGGCAAGUGUGUAAAUAUAACGCUUAAUCCAACCACUUGCGCCCGUCUUGCUGGGGUCAUUUGGUAAGAGAGAAACAACACA
Culex quinquefasciatus (southern house mosquito) is the source of this 3471-nucleotide messenger RNA. RefSeq lists its product as uncharacterized. Gene Ontology annotation, molecular function: RNA binding. Lineage: Eukaryota; Metazoa; Arthropoda; Insecta; Diptera; Culicidae. The record is from RefSeq and is a predicted model, not a curated record. Gene Ontology annotation, cellular component: nucleus.